AUUACCUGUCUAGACAUAGUGUAUCGAAUCUGUUCUCUAAUCUGUGUUUGUGUAGUAGUCGGUGUUCCGAUUUGUGUUUUUGAGUUGGAAAUUUCUUAAAUUUUUAAAUUUAUUAUUAGGUAUUAUUUUAUUCUUCACUCAAUACAUACUAAAUAAUAUAAGUAUUUUAUCGACAUGGAUAUAGAUAGUGACGAAGAAACAGAAAUACAAUUAAAAGAAUUGAAACAACUUACCGCCGUUCUAGAAGCUGACGAUGUACCAGUUAGUAAUGAUACCACUUCGCAGUGCUCUAAUACUCUUAGUAGUUUUCCUAUCUCUAGCUUAAAAGGUCAGAAGUACUCCAAAAUAGAAAUGGCUUUAGCAUUAAACAAAUAUACAGAUGAAAAAUUGCAAAGACUAGAGAGAAUGCUACAUGCUCGAUUACAGGAAUGUAAAUUGGAAUUAUUAGAAAUAGAUACUAAUGCUGGAAAACAGGAAAGAGUAGAAUCUUUCCAUUACAUUAAUUGUGGUAGACCUUAUUUUAAAGAUAAAGACAAUUAUCCGGCACCAAGUAAUGAAGACACAAUUCUCAUGCAAGAAGCGGAGAUGUUUGAUUUUUAUUCUGUAGUUUCUGUACCAGGGUGGACUGUUAAAGAUAAGAGUGAAUUCUUGGGUAUAAUACUAAAAAUGUCACAGACUAUAAGAACAUUUGAAUUAAAUUCUCAAAUAGCCCAAGUACGAAGAGAGAUUAAAUUUAAAAAAAUACAAUCAGAUAAAACUUUACAAUCAUUGAAUGCAAAGUUGAAUGUUGUUAAUAAGUUACCGUUAAAAGAUAUAGCUUUACCAAUAGACCAAGAAUAUGAUUGGGAAACUAUUGCUAACAAACUGAACCAUAGGCAUACAGCACAAGAAUAUAGAUCUUUAUGGAAAUUAUUUCUGCAUCCAUCAAUAAAUAAAAAUAGUUGGACCAAAACAGAACAUACAAAUCUACAGACAAUUGCAUAUGAUCAUUCUUUACAAGAUUGGGAUAAAAUUGCACAGGAAUUAAAAUCAAAUCGAACAGGUUAUCAGUGUUUCGUAUACUUUCGUACCAAUAUGAAUAAUAACUUUACAGGACAGAAAUGGACUAAAGAAGAAGAAGAAUAUCUUAAAAGGCUUAUUGAAUAUUAUAAAGAAGAUGAAUAUAUACCUUGGGGCAAAGUAGCAGCUGCAAUGGAGAACCGUACUAAAAUACAGGUUUAUAACAAAUAUUUCAGACUUAUUGAACAAAGAAAAGGUAGGUUUUUACCUGAAGAAGACACUGUAAUUCUUACUUGUGUUGAUAAUUUUGGUCCUAACUUUAAAAGAAUAAAGAAAUAUCUUCCUAGUAGAUCAGUAAUACAAUUACGUAAUCGGUACCACUUAUUAAAUAAAAAGAGCAUAUCAAUAGUAUGGACAGUAGCAGAAGAUAAAAAAUUAAUUCAGCUGAUGGCUAAUCAAGAUUCUAGUAUCAAUUAUUCUAGUAUUAGUUCACAUUUUCCUGGCAAGGAUAGAGGAAAUUUAAGAGCCAGAUAUAUUACAUUAAAGAAGUGGAUGAGACAAAAUCCCAAUACUGAUAUUGCAUUAGCACCACGCCGAGGAGCACGGCGUCUAACUCAUGGUCGUGUUUCUCAAAAUUUAAAUAAAGCCAUUGAAAAACUGAAAAAUCGUAUACAAAUUGAAGUUAAUACAAAAAAAUCAAAUAGAAUCACAGAAGAAUCAUCAGAACAGGAAAUAGAAGAUGCUAUAAUAGCUGCCCUAGCUACUGAAUCUAUAAAUGAAGAGGAAUCAAAUAGCACCACUGAUGAUGUUGUAGUACAAGGUGAAUCGGAAGGUUCUGUAAAAAAUUUAAAUGUGACAAACUUACAUUAUUUGCUUAUGUUAUUAAAAGCUAAUCUAAACAAAAAUAAAUUCACUAAUAGUAUUUAUUUUGAUAAAUAUUCAGCUUUGGUGGAUAAACGAGAAGAAGUGAAUGAAAUUAAAAUAAAAUCAUACUCAAAAAAAAAUAAAAUAAAGACCAUAACAAUUGGGGAUCCACCUGAUAUAUGGGGAAAUACUACUUUCCAUAAUGUAGAAUCUGUACUUCCACCACACUAUGCUACAAUAAUUGGUUGUAGAAUUUUAAUUUCUAAUUUUACAAAAAAAAUACAGUGUAAGAAUAAUGUUAAAGAAUUAGCUAGAAAAAAUGCAGAAUUAAACAAACAAAUGAAUAUAUUAAUGGAACGGUUUAAUAUAUUAUUCCUAUGGCCAUUACUUAUCUCUAAUGAAAUUCCUAGUCCAAAAUUGUAUUCUGAUAAACUGCUUCUGCUUCGAAAAUCAAACAUUAAAGCACCAUUACCAGCAGUACCUGGAAUAACAAUACCAAGCAUACAAAAUCUAACUAUAAAUAAUGAAGUGAUAGAUUUAAAACAAGCAGAAGGUAAAGAAGAAGUUACAUUGGAGGUAAACUUUCAAAUGUUGGAUUAAAAUAUUCAACUGUGUAUAACUAUAGCAAAUCUGGAUAGGGUGAAGCUAUUUGUCAAGGUUUUUUAUAAGAUUGUUAAAAAAGAAAACAAAAGGUUUCUUCAUAUUCCUAGCUGCUUAUUACGAUGCAUACUGCAUGCAAUAUUUCGACAUCCAAAUACAUAUUUGUGCAGAAAUUAUUUUUUACAGGUAUUUGCUAUAGAGAAUAUUUUAUUUUAUAGAUAUUUAAUAUUUUAUGUAUAAAUACAGAUUUUUUAAAUAG
Molecule: messenger RNA, 2722 nt
Organism: Galleria mellonella (greater wax moth)
Lineage: Eukaryota; Metazoa; Arthropoda; Insecta; Lepidoptera; Pyralidae
Gene: Pbp95
Product: snRNA-activating protein complex subunit 4
Exons: 2
Coding region: 175-2463 (762 amino acids)
Source: RefSeq, a predicted model, not a curated record